This is a messenger RNA of Haliotis rufescens (red abalone), 1870 nucleotides long. Its product is annotated as spermidine synthase-like. Gene Ontology annotation, biological process: spermidine biosynthetic process. Gene Ontology annotation, cellular component: cytosol. The record is from RefSeq and is a predicted model, not a curated record. Bases 268 to 1155 code for a protein of 295 amino acids. Gene Ontology annotation, molecular function: spermidine synthase activity. NCBI's taxonomy places the organism in Eukaryota, Metazoa, Mollusca, Gastropoda, Lepetellida, Haliotidae. The transcript is spliced from 8 exons.
UCACCUUGUUGCCAAAAUUAGCGCGCACAUGUUGAUAUCGCUGAAUAUAACUAGGGUUGGUUGAGCUAGACGUCAUAUAGCAUUCAGAGGUUAACUCCAGUGAACGAUUCGCCUGGCAUUUAAGUGCAAGUACUUCUUUUGCCAUCAGCACGGAAAACCCGAGCCAAGUGACUUACAAGGACUAAUUUCCCAUAGCUGACAUUUUGUGCAUACAUUUUCCGUGAACGGCAGAAGCAUUUGACCGACUGAUCGCGAACAACGUGCAUCAUGGCAACAGAGGCUCUUGUCAAAGGAAGCUGGUUUCGUGAAGUUAAUGAAAUGUGGUCUGGCUAUGCUGUCUCGUUAGAAGUGGAAGAGGUCUUAGUUCACGAGAAGUCUGAAUACCAAGACAUUCUUGUUUUCAAAAGCAAAUCCUUCGGUAAUGUGUUGGUGCUGGACGGAGUGAUUCAGUGUACGGAGCGCGAUGAGUUCACCUACCAGGAGAUGAUUACACACCUGCCCUUAAACAGUCAUCAGAACCCCAAGAAGGUGCUUGUAAUUGGCGGCGGGGAUGGAGGUGUUGUUCGUGAAGUGUUGAAGUACCCAAGUGUAGAGCAGGUUGUCUUGUGUGAGAUAGAUGAGAGAGUGGUGGAAGUAUGCAAACAACACCUCCCGAGUAUGGCGUCGUGUCUGUCAAACCCACGCGCUGUUCUCCACAUCGGCGAUGGCAUCAAGUAUCUACAGCAACACAAAGGAGAGUUUGAUGUGAUAAUUACUGAUGCCCCUGACCCCAUAGGUCCUGCUGAAGGCUUAUACCAGAAGGAAUAUUAUGAAAACCUGAAGAAGUCACUGAAACCUAAUGGAAUCAUCUCUUGCCAAGGUGAAACCCUGUGGUUUGAUCUUCCUCUCAUUAAGAAAAUGAUUGGGUACUGUCGCGAGGUAUUCCCCAACGUGGCAUAUGCGUCGGGGAACACGCCCACCUAUCCCGGGGGUCACAUGGGCUUCUUGCUGUGUAGUACCAACCCAAGUCUGGACUUGAAGAAGCCCCAGCAGAACUUCACCUCCGAUCAGCUGGACAGCAUGGCUCUCAAGUACUACAGCCCCGAGAUCCACCGCGCUGCCUUCGCCCUGCCCCACCAUGCCAGAAAAGCCCUGCAGGAAGUGCUUGACACAUGAGGAACUUGGCACAUCCCAGGAACCGGUUGCUAUGGUGAUUGAGCAUACACAUGUUGGUGUAAUACUGCUUUAACAGCUUCGGCAAGGCAUCACAAUCCCACUGCAGCCAUUUGUGCAACUUAAUAUUUCCCUUGCUUACAUAAAUGUUUACUAAAUGUUUACUGAAUAUUUGUUUACUAAAUGUUUCUUUUAGUGACACACAUGUCUCACUUAAUAUAGAAAUUAAUUCUGGGGUUUUAUUGAAGUUUUAUUGAUCAUAUGAUGACAAGUGGGUGUGAGGCUCUUGUGAUUUACUGCACAGCUAUUUAUUAUGGUUGCCAUGGAAAUCCAUAGCUGACUGUUCAGAAUGUUCUAAAAGUGGUGCGAUCAUAUGAGUUAUUAUGAACUGAUAUCUUUAAUGCACAUUGAUAUUAUAUGUUCAGUCCCAUAUAUGUUCCCCAGGAUAAGUGUAUCAUGGAAUGAGUGUGUAAUCUAGCUCUGUCCUGUGUCCAUAAUAAACCUAUUCACACGAUUGAGAUGGCAUCGUUAACAGAGCAAGUAAAAAAGCAGGAGGCGGAUUUAGUGCAGUAAAAGCCUACUUUUCAAAUGGUAAUUACCGUAUUUGACGUAAUAAGCGCCCGGGGCGCUCUCAAAAUUAGAAAUAGGGAGCUUUUAUUAGAAUAUUAUUUUGAAAGAGUUGAAAGAUAAAUUUUGUGGUUUAUGCUGACAGCCUGAA